This is a messenger RNA of Vitis riparia (riverbank grape), 1594 nucleotides long. Its product is annotated as cytochrome b561 domain-containing protein At2g30890-like. The transcript has 4 exons. Gene Ontology annotation, molecular function: transmembrane monodehydroascorbate reductase activity. Lineage: Eukaryota; Viridiplantae; Streptophyta; Magnoliopsida; Vitales; Vitaceae. The record is from RefSeq and is a predicted model, not a curated record. Bases 423 to 1166 code for a protein of 247 amino acids.
AACCAAAAAAAAAAAAAAAAGGUCUCUGCAUGUGAACCCCACAUGGUUGAAAACUGCAAUCUAUGCCCAUUCACACUUUCUCCCCAAAACUUCUCACCUAACCAUCCAACUUAAUGCAAUGCAAUUUUAGCUUAUUUAACUCUCAGAGAGAAUGCAGUUUCUCUAGGCUAAAUCUUCAUCAACUUUAGUUUAGUAUGAAUGGGACUGUCUUUCAUUCCUCGGAGAAAGGGUUCAGUGCUGACUGACAGCUUUUUUGGAGCACAAAAAGGAUGUUUGCUUCCCCAGAAAUCAUGUAGCUGAGCCUGCUUCCUUGCUUGAAUCUAUAGAGAACACCUUAUUGCUCUUGUAUUUUGGUUCUUGCUCUGCAGAUACACUAGAAUCAUUUAGCUUGUAGCUGGGAAUUCUUGGCUUUCAAAAGCAUUAUGGAAAUUUCACAGAAGGUGGUGUCCUUAACGUUUCUUCUUGUUCUUCUACCAUCCCUUGUCUCAUCUCAGGAACAAGCCAAUCAGGUUGGAAAUUGUACAGGCAACGAUAACAAUCCAAAGUUGAGUCCUCAACUGACAUUUGAAGCCACGGUUCAUGGGUUCCUCCUCUGGGCUUCAAUGGGGUUUCUGAUGCCUGUUGGGAUACUUAUCAUCAGAAUGUCAAAGACAGAGGAAUGUAAAAGGAGGCUCAAAAUUCUUGUCUAUGUCCAUGCUGCAUUACAGAUCGUUUCAGUACUUCUUGUAACAGCAGGAGCAAUUAUGUCCAUAAAGAACUUCGAGAACGCCUUCAACAAUCAUCAUCAGAGAUUAGGAUUAGCCCUGUAUGGCAUCAUAUGGUUACCAGCCUUGAUCGGUUUUUUUCGUCCACAGAGGGGAACGAAUGGAAGAAGUGUAUGGUUUUUCACGCAUUGGAUCCUUGGAACUGCACUAUCUCUACUUGGAAUCAUAAACAUAUAUACGGGAUUAGAAGCCUAUCAUAGAAAGACAGGGAAAAGUGUCAGGGUUUGGACCAUACUUUUUACCAUCCAGAUCUCCUCCAUUGCCUCCUUCUAUCUGUUCCAAGAAAAAUGGGAAUACAUACAAAAGCAAGGAGUGAUACUGGGCAAUGAACCAACAGGACCCACCAAUCAACAGAUUUCUCCAAAAGACAAGAAAAAGGAAUUGGCGAUGGAGCCUUGUUAAUAAGAAGGUUGAGAAGCCGACUAAACUAACAACUUUUUUCUUCUAACAUCAAAUUCUUUUCACCCUUCUUGUCAUUUUUCUCUAUGGGAUUUUUCUAGCCUACAUAUGAAAGCUUGGUAGUGUAUAAGAGGCAUCCAGGAUUCUCCAUACAUGGAGUUGAAUAUUCUUAGUACCUUAAUGUGUUUCCAGACAUGUACUCACUUCUUGAAUGCACUUCUUCCUGUUUGGUUCCCAAGAAGGUGAAGGAAAAGAAAAUAAUGUAUAUAAGGAAAUCUUAGAACAAUAAUUUAGGACAAAUGUUUGCUAGUUCCUUAUCAUCUUUUCUUUUCCUUGGUCUUCUUGUAAACAAAUAGGGCAUCACAGCAGCAUAAUCAUAUGGUACAGUCUUGUCUUCUCCACUUAUCCUAAAUUUCUAUCUUGUUACAUGA